Pimephales promelas (fathead minnow) is the source of this 5813-nucleotide messenger RNA. RefSeq names its product terminal nucleotidyltransferase 5D (gene tent5d). The record is from RefSeq and is a predicted model, not a curated record. NCBI's taxonomy places the organism in Eukaryota, Metazoa, Chordata, Actinopteri, Cypriniformes, Leuciscidae. Gene Ontology annotation, biological process: mRNA stabilization. Gene Ontology annotation, molecular function: poly(A) RNA polymerase activity; RNA binding.
UGUGGGAUAUUUAAGAGUUUCAGAAGCGCUAUCUGCCUGAACAGCGACCGCGCUCCUGCAGCUUUUCCCAGCUCUGGAAUUCAGCUAAUGAACCAUAGACGACUGACCCGAUGACCAAAUCACUGUCGGAUUAACCCUGGAGAUCAACCUUGACGAGCCGCCAGUCUUACGUUUCUGCACAUCGAGUGAUCUAGUGAAUCUGAUAGAGAUGGAAGAUGACCGCCGUUUUCACAAACUGACACAAGAGCAGGUGGAGACUUUGGACCAAGUUCUUACAGAGGUCAUUCCCAUUCAUGGCAGGGGCAAUUUUCCAACUCUUGAAAUCAAGCCUAAAGACAUAAUCCAUGUGGUCAGAGACAGACUGAUUUUGAAGAAAAUCAAGGUGAAAGAUGUCCGUCUCAAUGGCUCUACAGCCAGUCACGUGCUGGUCAAAGAAAACGGCACCAGCUAUAAAGAUUUGGAUAUCAUCUUUGGUGUGGAGCUUCCCAAACCGGAGGACUUCCAGAUUAUUAAGGAGGUGGUUUUGGGCUGUCUGCUUGACUUUCUACCUAAAGGAGUCAACAAAGAUAAAAUAACAGCUCUCACCAUGAAAGAGGCCUAUGUACAAAAAAUGGUCAAGGUGUUCACUGAGCAUGACCGUUGGAGCCUUAUCUCCCUCUCAAAUAAUAGCGGGAAGAAUGUAGAGCUCAAGUUUGUCAACUCUCUACGACGACAGUUUGAAUUCAGUGUGGACUCCUUCCAGAUCAUCCUGGACAGCAUGCUACAAUCUUAUUUGGAUGCUGAAAGGAGGAAGUUCGAAGAAGGGCAAGAGGGCCAGGACUCUUCUUCAGCUCAAACAAAAGGGAUUCAGUCAGCCCUAAUGGACGAACCAUUCCUAAGCUCUUGUGGCAUAAGCCAUCACCAGAAAAACAACACUGACAUGUGCUCCAAAACUGAAGAAAUGGAGACUUUCUAUGACUCUCAGUGUUAUUGUAAAAUCAGUCAGAAAGAACAGUCUAAAUAUUCAGAAAGAGAACCAUCUUGUGAAGGAGACAAAGAUGUUGAAAAAGAGAUGGUUGAAACUACAACUAUCCCUGUACCCAUUGAGCAAGUAUCAGAUCACCCUGUAAUAGUGCAUGUGGAGGAAAAGAAUGAACUUCCUGAAAAUGUGUCUUUGCAUACAGAGACACUGCUAGAGGUAAAUACAAACGAAAUAGGUAUUGACUCGGGAGGGGGAAAUGAACUGUUAGUAGUAAAAAACAUGUCUGUCAAGGAAACAAAUCCCCCAGUUAAAACACAUAUUAGUGAAAUUAAUUCUGACAUGUUAGACAUAGAGGCAGUUAAUUCCAAACCAUGGCUUGAAAUGGUACAUGCUGACUUCUCUUGUCUUUCAACAAAAGGGACCUUUGGUGAGCGAUGCCCAUUCCAACCUGCUCCCAUUACAUUUCUUACACAAGCAUCACUAGAAUCAUAUGCUGAGUAUCCUCUGCCGCCCCCUGCCAAGAAAAACAGCCAAAAUUCACAAAUGGUUGUUCUCAAGCAUUCCUCACCCAAACCUCCUCGGAAAAUGUCCAAAAAGAUAACUCCUGUGCCAUGUUCACCAGAAAAAUCAGUGUCAAAUAAUUUGGAUGUUAAUACUUGUCAGAUUUUGCCUCCAACUAAAGCUUGCCCAAAUCAAUCAUUACCUAUGCAGGUUAAAUUGUCAGGUCUUCCCACAAAAAGCUUUGAAUUAUCCAGCUCAUCAGAAAAAGACUCUAAAGAAUCAAAAGAACUGUCCACUUGUACUGGAGCUUUUACUGUUGCUGCUCCAGAGAGUGGUAUGCACUCAGAAGAGACACUUUACACAAGUCUAUCACCAGAGACUGAUAUGCUCUCAGAGGAGACACUUUACACGAGUCUAUCUCCAGAGAGUUGUAUGCACUCAGAAGAGACAUUUUACACAAGUCUAUCUCCAGAGAGUGGUAUGCACUCAGAAGAGACACCUUACACGAGUCUAUCUCCAGAGAGUGGUAUGCACCCAGAAGAGACACUUUACACAAGUCUAUCUCCCGAGAGUGGUGUGCAUUCAGAAGAGACACUUUACACGAGUCUAUCACCAGAGGAAAGCCUUCAAAGUCGAGUGCAUAGCUCAGAACCAGAAACUGGUGAAGCUACACAUGUCAAUAUAGUCAUCCCUUCAUCCAAUCCCAGUAAUCUCCCCAAAGAUCAAAACAGGAUAAACCAGCCUUUUACCGAAAGUGUUCAGACAGCACAGUCUCAGGCAAUGGUACCUCUCAUUAAUGUGAAUUCUGAGCCUUUACUUCAGGCAAAUGACAGUUGUCACCUCAACUCCGCCUCUACCAAAAAGGAAGACAAUGAGUCAUGUGCCAAAGUUGAUGACCCCACACCACCAAAAUGUUUUACUUCACCCUCAGUCACGAAGUUGAACUCUAAGGCAACAAAUUGUGCCUCUCCGAUAUUGAAACCACUGUCUGCAGACCAUACUGUUGAUUCACAAGUGGCAGGGACCAAUUCUUUGUGUUCUGAACAUGUUGUAUCACCUCAAGUUCACAACUACCCCGUGUCCACUCUGCAGACUCUGGAUCUUCUUGUGCCAAGUCCACAGACUAAAGAACCUCCAGAACUAUUGUCAUAUGUAUUAGAACCACUUGUUUCUUUACCAGAGGUUCAACGCCUCACUGUAGCAGCACCGCAUUUUUCAAAGUCACUAGAACCUUCCAUAUCCUCAACAGCAACAGAGACUCCUAGAAUCUCAGAACCUCUUUUAGAACCAUCAGCUAUAUCUCUGGAUGUCACGGAGCCCUCUGAAGUAUUCCUCAAAGUUCUAGAACCAUCUGAAGUACUUUCACAGGUUUUGAAACCCUCAAUGUCACAUAUGUUAGAAACGUCUACGUCCUCAGUAAGUGAGGCGGUGGUUUCCAAGAUAUCAGAUCCAUCAGCUUCAGACAUUAACAUGCCCAUACUCCCUUCUAAAGAGUUGCCUUGCAUUACAGUGAUGGCUGAGAGCAUGUAUGGCGACUUUGAGCAGGCUAUGGAUCACCUACGUUACCGGCUAAUAGCAACACGCAACCCUGAAGAGAUCAGGGGUGGAGGCCUGCUCAAGUACAGUAAUCUGCUUGUCCGGGACUUUAAACCUGCCUGUGAAACUGAAAUUAAGACACUUGAGCGCUACAUGUGUUCACGUUUUUUUAUUGACUUCCCUGAUGUGAACGAGCAGCAGCGCAAGAUUGAAUCAUAUCUGCGCAACCAUUUUAUUGGAGAAGAGAAAAGCAAAUAUGAUUACUUGAUGACACUUCGGAGAGUGGUCAAUGAGAGCACCGUGUGCUUGAUGGGGCAUGAGCGCCGUCAGACUCUCAAUAUGAUUACCAUUCUAGCACUCAAAGUUCUGGGUGAGCAGAAUAUCAUUCCUAAUGCCAAUAAUGUUACCUGCUACUACCAGCCUGCACCUUACAUGACAGACCACAACUUCACUAACUAUUACAUUUCAAAUGGCCAGUCCCAACUUAUAUACCACCCCUAUCCACUACAUAUACACAUGCAGACUGGACUAGUUUAGGUCUAGGUACAUUUCCACUACAAACAAUCUACCCUUGAGCUACAAACACUUAAUUGAAAAAAAAAAAAAACAGUUUGAGGACCUAAGUGUUGGACAACGGGAUGUCUCAAUUAAUAACUGAUGAUGACCACCACUGAGAAUUAUAUAAAACAUUGGAGCUGAUACACUAGCAAUAUGAAGGUUAAACCAUGUGUCUCAUGCAUUUAAUGGAAAACAACAAUGAGAAGAUAAAUGGUUUAAAAACAGGGAGACAGUAAAAACUAUAAAACUACAAAUUAGAGGGAAAAUAACGUUGCUAGGCCUGCUCUUCUCUUAUCAGAUGUAGCUGAAAAGUCUCGUUUUAACACAAAAACAAAGACAUUUUUCAGUAAAUUGUAUGCUUUAUUGGUAUGACAAAAAGUGCAAGAGAAAUAAUCAGCAUGUAGCCAAUAGUUUUCUGAAACAAUUAUUUGUUCCUAUCUUGUUUUGCUCUAAGAAAGUUCAGUACGAUCAGUGUUCCAUUUUUUUCUGAUUUCUGUUUGAAUUAUUUCAUGUUGUGAUAUUUCUUUGUACAUCUACAGGGUGUCUGCUUUUUCAUUUAUAAUAUAUGCUUAUUAGUAGAUUAUAAAUGAUGUAUAACCGGGGGUGUCCAAUCCUGCUCCCGGGGUCCACUUUGACUUUCCUGCAGCAUUUAGCUCAAACACACCUGCUUGCUUGGAAGUUUCUAGUAACCCUAAAGACCUUGAUUAAAGUUUUAGUUGUGUUUAAUUAGGACUAGAGCUAAAUUCUCCUGGAAGGUGGUCCCUCCAGGAGCAAGAUUGGAAACUCUUAUUAUUUCACCAGGAUCAUAAAUCUUCAGAAUUUAAGAAAGUGCUCCAUUCCUCCUUAUUGCUCUUAGUUACUAAAACUAAAUGACAGAUUUUAAGAAAAAAUGUUUCUCUGCCUACAUUUAAUCUUUUCUAAUUUUGGCAGUGAUCUGCACAUUUAUUUACUUAUUUUAUUGAUUGAUUGAUUGAUUGAUUCAUUCAUUGUUUGUUUGUUUGACCAAAGUGUAAAAUGUGCUUUGGAAUGAACUGAAUUGAUGGGGGGAAAAUCACUAGUGUAAGAGAGUGAGAUGUUAGAGCAAAUGUUACUUCCAAACAUGGACAAGUACAAAAAAGAAAACAGACCACAAAAACAUAUCUAUGGCACACACAUGGAGAGUAACAAGCAGUCUUCUUUAUUUUUCUUUCCUAUUUAAUGUAAAUUUAGCAUAAAAAGAAUCCAUGCAAGGACAUUAAAUGAUGUUAUGUAAUAUUUCUUUGUAUUUAACAGAACCAUCAGUGGUGCUUAAGACUUAAAUACAUUUCCACUCUUUUUUACAAAUUUGUGACAAAAAUGCAUAUAUUUUUCCAAGAAUGUAUGUGUAGUACUGUAUUAGAGCAUGCAUGAAAGAUUGCACCAGCCAUUUACACUGUAUACACAAAUACACAGAUAAACAUACACUGAACUAAAAAGUCAGGACCAAAACUAUAAACGUGUGCAUUGAGGGGCAUCAGUAUGACAUUAAAAAGCUACUGUCUUAAAAAUGUAUUAAAGAGAUUUGCCUAAGUAAUUCAUUUUUUUUUUCAAAAACAAGACAAAAUGCUUUAUUGAAAUUGUAUAAAGGAAUACAAUUUCUUAUUUUAAGUUAUAUUGAACAUAUACUGUAGUUAACAGUGUUAGCAUACAUUUGACCUUGACCUUAUAUACAAUGCAAAAGUUUAAUAAAUCUUACAGAGAUGUCAUCACUGGCAUAGCUAUUAAAACUUGUGGAGUUCCUGUGCAGACCUACAGUUUUGUAAAGUAUUGGCUUGACUGUAUGAUGAUUUCUUGUCUAACAUUCUGUUUACCUUUAUGUAAGUGUCUACCUGUGAAAUGGAGCCAAAACCUGUAGUAACACUGUGGUUAAAAAUAGGUUUAGACUGAAAUUGUUUACCAAGAUGAUGUACACCCAUCAUGAAAUCCUUAAAACAGUUUAUAUGACCAAAAUAAUUUUUGCAGGAAAACAUUAGUGCCUAAAUGAGCAGGAGAAAGCUGUAAAGUAGGUGAGAGAAAGGACAACACUACUGUAAAUACAGCCGUCAGAUUUUAUUUUAUUUUUUCUCAGGUGUACAUUUUCUCCUUUCUCAUGCUAUUUGUGUUGAUGUCAAAUGUAGUUGUUUGCUGUGGCUAGUUUUUGACCAUGUAAUAAAAAAGGAUCCAAAAGAUCCACUUAAUCACAAAUUAGUACUGUUGUUUUGUUUAUGUAAAAUAUAAGAUAACAUAUAGCAUCUAUUCA